CGGUGACGUGCCCGCUAAGACGCAGCCAGCAGAACGUGCGCGCCCGCGGGAGGGGCCGAUAGAAAAUGGCGAGUCUGUGCAAAAGGCAGCAAUGCACGAUCGAGAGGCGCGGCUUUCGGCAGGAACUUGAUUCGUGGAAGCAUAAAGUAAUUCACUGUGUAGGGUUUGAAAGCAUUUUGGAAGGGCUGUUUGGACCAGGACUUGUAAAAGACCUCACCGUAUUUAAAGAUUGUGAGCCAGAAGGGGUUUCUGAUUGGUCGUUCAAUAAAAACUGUCUCUUCUGCUGCUUAAGACGAGAAAAAGUGAAGGAACAUUUAGCUGGCUUAGACAAACAGGCCCUGGAGGCUGGGGAGAAAGCCCUUUGCAAACAGGAGCAGUCCAAAAUACACCGACUCGAGAAGCAAGCAGAAGAGUUCCUCCAUGCAGUCUUCUACAGAAAAGAUGUCCCCAGGGUCUCCGACCCCCACAUUCCUCUAGUGGCUCGUGAGAUAAUGCAGCGAAUGAUCCGACAGUUCGCUGCGGAAUAUACCUCAAAAACCAGCUCUUCUCAGGACCCCAUCCAGCCCAACGGCACCAAGGACCAAAGCCUGCCGAAAGCACCGUCACUCGCUUCUGCUGCUGCCUCUGCACAGAACCCUGUUCUCAACAAGCUUCUCAUGGCUGACCAAGACUCGCCGCUGGAUCUCACUGUUAAGAAAUCUGAAUCUGAAUCCACUGACCAAGACGGAGUACUUGAUUUGUCCACUAAGAAAAGUCCCAGCCCAGGCAGCUCAUCCCUCAAUUCUCCCAGCUGCUCCACAGGCCCCCUGGAGAAAGGUGAUUCUGAAGACUUGAGCCAGGCCAAAGCAAUAGAUGACAAGCCCCCUUCCUCUCUGGAGCAGUUUAUGGCCAAACUGUGCCCACAUCACCAGAAGCAGAUUGUUGAUGCCUUGGGGUUCCUACAGAAUGAAGUAAAGCCUGUAGCUUUCUCCACUCCUUCUCAAAUUCCACAGAAAGUGAGCCCUGGCGCCAUGGCAGAGACAGACUGUAGCCCUGUCUGCCAGUUGCAAAUAACCGUGGCCCAUGGCACUGAGCAAGGGACCAGCUCCCUGAAUGCCCCUUUUUCUGAUUCUCAGAAAUCCAUUGAAAUUCCAACCACCAUGGGAAGCAUUAAUGACUCCAUAGAUGUUACGUGUGCACAAAACAACCCAAUCGAACAAGGCUCUCUGACUACAGCUUCAAAAGGAAACACAGUUCUUGCUUCAUCUUAUCCAUGUAGUUCCAUCCACCUAGACCACCUCACUCUAGUUUCUGGAGAUCUUAAAGAAUUGAAGUGCAAUGAACCUGAAAGAGAGGACAUUGUGCACUCUGACAAGGUGAAAAGCAACCCAAGUUGUGGCACCAUUUGUGUCAGUAAAGUAGAUGUAGCAAAUAGGGUUACAGGCGCUUGUCCCACUGAUGGCACUUUAGAUGAUCUGCAGAGCAGCUCAGAAACUCCUUUGUAUUCAAACUUUAAUGGAGCUUCCCAAAGUAUUGGAGUGGCAUUGGCACCAGGAAGCCUCCAUCCUUCACUAGGAAGGACUGGUCAGCUUUAUGAUCACCUCUAUCAUGCAGACAAAAAUGGCUCCUUAGGUGAUACCAAAGAUAUGUGGCUUAGCCUGAGCCCUGAUAGAAGGGCAACAAAGACUACCGUUUCUUUCAGAUGCUCAAGCUUCCCUACUUCACCUAAGACAGCCCGAAAGAGUAUCAGGGGGCCGUACCUGAGGCCCCGUAGUUCUGCUCUGUGCCAGAUCGUGAAUGACCUUGAUAACCAGUGUGACAUUGUUUACAUCAGCAAGCCCAUUACUGAUUGCGAGCUGGUGCCACAGAAACCUAUCUUCUCCCGGCGGACUGCUAGAAAGAGCACCAGAGGCCACAUGUGCAGCGAAGAGUACUGGGAGCUGAAAACUGUCCGCACACUGGCCCGGAAAUCUGCUGCCAAUGGCAAGGGCAACUGCCCCUCUCUGAUGCCAGAAUCUGUUACUUUGGUAACACCCAAACAGGUGCUGGCCAUGCCAGACAGUGUCCCACCAACAGACGUACCCUUUGCUGGCAUCUGUGGCGAGACCCUUGGCCAGAAUACACCCUCAAAAGAAACACUGGUCAAGGAGAUCGGUGGAGAUGUUUAUGCUGUGGGCCUUGAUGCUGCGCAAAUUGUUGAAACCAGUAAGACCGACCAACCCCGGCCCAAAGAUGGCACCUCCCAACCUUUAAAAGCUCUACUUUCAUUAGUGAAGCAACAAAGCAAGGAAACAGAGCCGCAGCAGAUAACAUUGCCUUUAACUAAUGAAAUAUGUGCUGAAACUGUGAUCCAGACAGAUCAGUCUGAAGAAGAACCUUCCAGCGAUAGCCAAAAGGAUGAGAAAGAAUUGGAUUCAGGGCAACCAGUAGAAAUCUCAAUAGCAGCAACAGUGAUGGAAGGAAGUGAGCUGGGAUCAGAGGUGCUCUUGGAAAAUGCAGUCAACGCCUGUGCCAGUGAGUUGCAACCCACAUCAAGAUCCACAUCUCCCAUGAUGACUCCUGAUGAUAAUCUACAAGUAGAGGACACAAGAAAUGAUAUAGGAACCAUAGUUGAGACCCUGGAGCUGCAGGAUUCAGAACAGCAGGUUUUACAUCUUGUGAAAGAUAAAAUUGUUCUGCAACAGAGCAGUGAAAGUUUUAUCUCUGCUUGCGGUUCAAAGGAUGAAGAAAUGGAAGAAUCAACAGACAAUGUAAUGGAAAUGGAUGUGAAGCAUGAAGAACUGGAGGUAGAUGAUGGAAGGAGCACUCCUGAAAAUACAUGCAUGAAAAAGCGGCAGCGGAAAGUGUUUGCCACUUCAGACAGGCUCCUGCGAAGUCGGCAACAGACAGGAAUUUCUGAUGAGGCCCCAUCCAAUAUGGGAGAAACCACAUCAGAGACCAGCCCUCUGCAGGUUCCUGAGCUGCAAGUCACCCUGUUUAAAAGUCCUGGAGCCAAACGUUUCCGCAGAUCAGUGGAGUUAAAACAGACCGAUGUAGUGAGCUUCCCAGCUGACUGCUUCCACAAGACCAUACUUGAGAGCAUUGGUGAUCCAGACAACAGGCCUGAGGACUGCUCUGAAAGCAGCUCUGAUGAGGAGAUAGAAGAGAAGAAUGUUUUGCGGACUAGACAGAAUUACAAAUCUAUGUUGGCCAAGGAACUUGAAAGCGAUGAAGACAGGGUGGGUGGAAGCGUCUCUACUUUUGAAAACGAACAUUGCAGCAAAAAGGAAGGGUUGUGGAUAACGGUGAAGGCUAAUUCAGAGAGGAGGAGAGUGCUCCUGUCAGAGGAAGAGGGGGUGUCACCUCUGUUGAAUAGUAAACUAGUGGGAGGCAAACCUGGUGACUCCAUGGGCAAUAUUCUGGAGAGAUUUAGCAAAAUGCAUCCUGAUGGGAUGGAUGGGAGGGGAACAAUUAAACCCAUGACCUCCAAGACAUUAAUGAGGCACAAGAAGCAAGUCCUUAAGUCUUACAACUUAGAGUGUCCUGAGGUAUCCAUGGUAGGUGGAAGAAAGAGGAUAAGCAAGCAGUGUCAAGCUAGGGAUGAUGUCGGUCUGCAGUCUGAUCCAUUUGGCUUGAUGAAUGUUGACCUCUCUGUGAAAGACCCACCCAAGUUCUUGGAGGCUUUGACAGAAGAGGAGAACCAAGACCUCAUCAACAACCUAAAUGCCAAGUAUGAGAAGGUGCACAAGGGCUGGGUGCAGCUGGAGAAGGAAGGCCAGCCUGCACCCAAACCAAAAAACAAAGCGGACAGGCUCAAGGAGAUAUGGAAGAGCAAACGCAGGGUCAGAAGGUCCAAAGCUCUGGAUCAACAGAGGUUUUCUCCAGUGCAGAUGCUAUUCAUGAAGACCUUCAACCUUGCCAACAUUUGUCAGUGGUUCCUGGAGACGACUGAAACCAAGUCUCUUGUUAUAGUCAAAAAGAUCAACACUCGCCUGCCAUCUGAAACUCAGCUUUGUUUUCAUAACUCAUCUUCCAGUGCUGCAGGGUCAUCACGUGAUGUCUACCCCAGCAUACAAGCCGAGCGCUUGAAGAAACAUCUAAAAAAGUUUGCAAUGGCCUCCCCAGCCAAGAACAAUUUAAAGAACCAAAAGCUGUGGGCCAGAGCCAGUGAGCAUACAGGUGCUAAUGGCAGUAGCAAAGAGAGGCUAAGAAAAGAAAUAUCCACUGCCACUCGUAUUUCCACUAAACCCAGCAGUAACCAUAUAGCUCCCAAGGUGCAAGUAGUUAAGAAUCAGAAGACCCCUCAGGGGGUUAAGAGCCCAGCAAGCGCCAGGAUCCUUAGGAAGUACUCCAACAUCCGAGGGAAGCUGCAGGUGCAGCACCACAAGCUAAAGACAAAGGAGACCUCUGGAAUGGACCACAAGAACAUGCAUAUGAACCCUCUAAUGUCUCCGAACUUGACCUCUGGCCCCAAAUCAGGGGGUCUACAGAGGGGGAGACCUCUGGAGUCUAACAAGGAGAAGGAAAAGAAAAAUGGCAACAGGACCAAGGUUGAUGCCCCUCCUGUGACCAGAAAGGUGGCUGCAGAGGAGAGGGGAACCAAGAGCAGACCAUCUGCUCUGUGCAGCAAAAACAGGCACAAGAAGCCGCUGAAGAAAACACCAGUGGCAGCUCGAAAACCUCAAAGAAUUUCUGUGGCUGCCAACGUUUCAGAAACAAAACAGAAAGGCAAAAGGCUUGACACAAAAGAACCCAAAACUUACAAAGAAGCAGAUAGGAGGAAAGAAGCUCCACUGAGAGGUAUGCGAUUUAACCCCAAUGAGCCCAGUAACGCAAAAGACCAGAGCAAGUCUCCCAAGACAAGAGCUAUGACCAGCACUUUUCCCCCACUUAGCAAGGCAGCAGUGGUGUCAUCCCAGGACCAGGUGCUGACUCGUUCUCAGCGAAAGCUUGAAGUUUCUGGCAGUUUGGGGCUACAGACAAGAAAGAGGGUGAAAGACAUCAAACCUGCACUGGCCAAACGUAACAGAAGGUCCAGCGUCAACUAAAAUAAACAUUUUGGGAAGCGGAUGGUGGAGGUGGUGGUGGUGGUGUGGUUAUAAUGUAGAUGGGGUUGUGUUUUGGGAGACAAAUAGAAAAAAAGUAGCCAUGUAAAAACUAUUGUAAAGUGAAUAUACAUUUUGAGUGUAAAACUUGUAUUAAAGAUGUUAAAGCUCUCUCCAUAAGCUUGAGCAAGCCUUUAUAACCAAAUUAAAAAAAAAAAAAAUACCAGUAAACAAUUUACAGGAAGGAAUGUGCGUUUCUGAGAAAGUGUGAUAAAGAAGUAUUGACUAUUUGGGCAGUAUGUACUGUAUAAUACACACCAUGUAUUGGGACACAUGACUAAAUUCAGAACUGGGGGAGGGGUAUUUGUUGUCUGUUUUACCCGACUCACUAAACACAUCAUUUUGUCGUACAGUGUAUCAUAUUUGUACGUAUGAGAUGCAAUACAUAUGAAAAAUGGAAUCUGUUUAUAGGUACUGCAUAUUUGGUGUUUUUAGCGUCUUUUUUCUGUUUAGAAUUUGUUGAAGCUCAUAUUUAGAAAGCUGAAGAAAAUCUGCUUCUACCCAAGUUUUCCUCUGUGAUGUGAAAGGUGAGCGCAUCAGUAUAGGUCAGAGUGGUUGCUAUGAGUACCAUUGCUAUGGAAGUAAGGUAUAUUUACUGAUGCUAUGAAUAUAGACUGUUGUUAAGGGAGAGCUAUAGUGUUAACAGCAAUGUGUCAUAAUGGUGUUAUACCGAAUCACAAGAUGAAUCACUUGAGCUACUGUUGCAUGUAUUUGAAUAGGGUACAGUUAUCCAUUCAAAUAUACAGCACCUCUGUAUGUACAAUACAUGUUGGAGGAGUUGUGUGUGUGAGAGACAGACAGACAGACAGUAUCAUGAGGAAGGAGGACUGGUGCUGCUGAAGAAUACAGCUCCAGUCUGGUGUUAAACUGGGCUUGCAAUCAAAGAAGGGCCGAGGAGUUAGAUCAGGUGAGGGGGGCAGUGCCUUAUUGAUUGUGGUUUAUAAGAUGUAUAGCUAGUCAGAGUGCAAUGAAAGGCUUGCUUUUAUACUUGGUGCACCAGCGGGAGGAGAGGCAGUCUUCACACACAUACAGUCUGCUUCAGUAAUAGAAAGCUAGUCCCACCCGAAUCCUUCUACUCUGACUGCUAGUCUUUUUUAUUGAUUUUAAAGGACCAUGCCAUUUUAUACCCCAAGCUAGAAAGCUACUUCUUUUCUAUAUUUAUGUUUGAAUUGCCUCAAUAUAUUUACAGGUGAACCUAGUGGUUUAAUAGCCUCCCAAUGUAUCACUCUUGGGUUUUGUGAAAAUAACUUUUUUUUAUUGUAAUUGUGAUUAUUUAUGACAAUGUAGUUGUUGUGAUAAUAGUCUCAUUGUAAGGCAUUCUAAUUCCGUUAGCUUUGUUUCUAUGUGAGCAAUGAGGUGUCUGAACCAAUCCCCUGUGAUUCGAACCCAGGACCGUUAAGCUUUAACAGUUUUGCAUGUGCUGUAUUUGGUCGAUUUAAAUUUUCUGCAUAGCAUACAGCAUUUGUUAUCUAAGUGUCAAAUUAACACAAUUAAAUUGUCAACGGGGAGUCAUGACAACAGUGAAAGCUGCCUAUAAAUAGCCACCACUGCAAAAAAGCAAUUGAAGGUCCAGUACGUUUAUAUGCAGCUGUGUUGACUGUACAGUAUGAGCACUUCUAAGUGCAGCGUUAGUAUGGUGUUAGUGUGUGAUACACGGUUCAAACCCCAGCCUUGUCUGACAUAGUCUAUUACUGUGUCAAAGAGCCACUGAUACCCACUCCAAAGACCAUCAGAAAAAAUUGCUAUUAUUAUUAUUAUUAUUAUUAUUAUUAUUAUUAUUAUUAUUAUUAUUAUUAAUUUCAACUGUAAGCCCCAAAAGAGCCCACAAAUGUUGGGAUUAAUUCUUGAUUAGGCAUGUUCAUUUUUGUCCUUGCAACUACUGGUACAUAUAUUCAGAAAUAUUUCAUUACGUAGAUUUAUAGGGCUGUACAGAAUUCUCAUUCCCGCACACUGUAUUGUAUGUUAAUUUAAUUUAGCAUGUCAUGAAUUAAAAGGCCGAGCUGAUGUGCACACAUACACAGACAUAUACAAUGUGUAUCUACAGUAUCUUCAGGGUGGAAAUGUGCGCUCCCGUUAAAAGGGGGCUGGACUGGCAGCUUUCACUGGCAUUUGGUUGAUUUUCUUUUUAAAUUAUUUUAAUAAUAAUGUAAUAGUCAGAUGCUUUGUUUAACCUUUUCGCUGCCAAGCUAAGUAGAGCGCUACCUCUCCUACUGUGCCACGGUAAGAAUGGCAACUUUACCUUUAAACCCGUCUGUGUUUUAAAUCAAUUUGAAAUAAUAUUUCACAAGAUUGCUACCAGAGAGACUACACUUAUUGCUGUGUAGGGUACACACUUUUACAGUCUAUAAUUAACAGUAUAUUCCUGACCAGACCUCUGUCAUUGGCACAAUAGGAGAGAACCUCUCCUCAAAGGCACUGAAAAGACUAAAUUGGUAUUAGUUUUGCUGGAGUCCAUUGGUUCCUGUAAAUUCAUGAUUUAGUUCCUUUUUUUAUUAUUCCAACUUCACAACAGCUCUUGACUCAGAAAUUACAGAUUUAAUUUAAAUGUUUGGUACAUAAUAACGAAUAAGAAAGUUCAGCCAAAGUGGGCAAAGGUCAUCAACCAGAGAGCAGAUAGAGGGUACCUGACUAUCCUAGCUUGUGAUCAAGUCACCAUCCGAUCCUCUACAGCUACUGCAGCAGAAUGGCAACUCCUAGCCCAAUAACUGUUCUGCGCACCAAAACUGAUUGCCCUAAAAACUGAUUGUGUAUCAAGGCCUUAAGCUUAAUGUUUUGAAAUCAUCUAGUGCAUCAGGACCCAAAGGAUUCAGAAAAUGCUGAUUUACUUUAAGCAAUAUUACUUGAGAAAUAGUUUUUUUUUGGUUGGUUGUACUUUAGGGGAGGUACUUUAUCAUUAACAGAUUUUUUUUCUUUUUUCUUAAGCACUAGGAAUAUAGUAAACUUUGCUAGGCUAUUCUAGUUGUGGUUUGGUGAGGACUGGGAUCAGAAAACUUCAGCUGUUAUAACAGUGUAAAACUUUCUGUGGACAAGAGGGGGGUGUAUGGGAUGUUAGAUUAAGAAAAAAAAAAAAAAAGGCUCCAUGCAGAAUUUCUAUAUAACUUAGUUGCUGUUCCUGUCACUUCUCUCCAGCUGAUGAGCGAUGGGACUGAGCAGCUAAUCUUGGGGUUUCCUGUGCAGUCAUUUCCAAUUGCUUCCUCUCCAUGCAGGAUGACCCCCCAGUUAAAUAGAGACCUGGAAAGCAUUGUUUUGAGAAGUGAAAUCUGAGCCUAGAAUUUCUUCAAACUUCUUCAGUUAAACAGUGCAGCCUUUAUCAAUCUAGAAACACAGUGUCUCUCUUGCACAUGCUGGAGACCCCGGCACUACGAUGCGUGGUGUUGCUGUCCAGAGAAGUUCAAUACAAUUCAUUAUCAGAACUACAUGAGCAUCACAAGCAUUACUGUGCUGACAUCUACCUAAUUUAAACACAAAGCAUAACGACAAGUGAGUUACAUGUUGUGCUUCCUAUCCGUCCAGUUAACUCACACUAUGGAAUGAGCUGUUUCUUCUUUAAUAUAAGUAGAAUUAUUGUGGCUAUCAUCUUGCCAAUGUUUUAUUCAGCAUGUAUUUUACAGUUCAAAUGGUGUUGUGACGAUUAAUUGUUCUGUUUAGCUUUAGAUUGGAAAAUGUUGUAUAUUUUACUGUGUGUUUUGAAAGGUACCUAGCUCUUCACAGAUUCACUAAUGUUUGAUCCUCACAUUUAGGAUUAUAGCAGUUUGCAGCUAAAGACAGGCCUGAAGCCUCAUUUGUAAAAUAGUCAUUUGUGUUGAUUCGUAGUUUCAUGUACUGCUAUAAUGGGCUUUUGCCUGGUGAUGUCUACAGAAGUGGAUAACCGUACAAUGCUUUAGUUUUGUAUUGGUGUUUGUGGGAUAUCUUCCAGUUAAGUACAGCUUGGUACCGGUUACAGCUCCUCUCCAAUACACUGUUGCAUUAUACGUAUCUCCAGGAAGUGUAAGCACAAUUCCUCCUAAAACUUUCUUCUUCUGAAAACACAAGCCAUUAUUUUUUGUUCAUUGUGAAUAUUUUCCCCCUGGAAAAAAAGACUACCCUGAAAGCACACUUCAUUUUUUGUUAAUUUAAAUUCCAACUCAAGUUCUGUCUGGAACAGGAUACUAACUGCCUUGCAGUUAGUGCAUGAAGAGGAUUUGUAAAAGUUACUGUAAAGUUUGAAAAUACUCCAGUUAAUGUGAACUGCCAUAAAUUACUCCUCUUACAUGUAGCUCUUAAUGUAUAAAUGUAUAUAGAGAGAAAUGGAAGGCAUUGUAUUCUGAAAGAAAUCAUAAAUACAUUCACUUUUAUAUAUCUUUGGAGUUGACCUGUGUCCUGUGUAUUCUAAUAGACAUACGAUUUAAUGAGCAAGUUAGAAUUCAGAGCUGUAGCUUCCUGUAACAUAUUUAGACUUCUUGUGAUUUGUAUUUCGUCUUCCCGUAUAGUUUUCUCUUAACGGGGUCACACUGUCAAAUAUGUGACGUAACUAUGUAGUAACAGGAAGUGGAGAAUAAAGUAGUGGGAAAUAGAUUUAAUAGAAAAGAUAACUGACUCAGCCAUGAUGGAUCUAUGAGAAUGAGGCCCUGCCUUUACCAAGUGCAAUACUCCUUCAUAUUCAAACAGUUACUCACACUGUUAAUACUAUCUCCUCAGCUGCACACAUCUCUCACUGCAGUGACACAGAAGUGUAUUCAGGGAUACAGUCUAACUAUAUAUUUGAAAUAGUGUACUAGAUAUGCCAAAAAUCCAACAGGCCCCUUAUUGUUAAAUUAUAAUAAAGUACUAUUCAAAUGAAAUGUUUGGCAGAGCUAUAUUUUACUAUCUUAGUAUGGGCAGAUCAGCUGUAGAGCAGGAUUUGUGGGAUACGUUCAGGCAGAAAUAUUCUUAUAACUGAAAGGGUUGAAAAAUGGUACAAGCUGCCUAUAAUGGAAGAAUCAUGUUUACUGUGUUUUCACUGUUACACACACUGACUGUUUCUUAGAAUAGUUUUUUGAGAUUUUGGACCCUACUGUUCUGAUGUGUAGUUUCAGAAUACUGUGUUGCAGUCAACUGGGGGGAAAAAGUUCAGAGAAUGGAUGUUCUUAUAUCUUUCAUGUGAUUAAGUAUAAUAUGUAUAAGACUAUAUAUUUCCUUUAAUAAAUUGCACUCAGAGAAAAAUAUUAUGUUGCAUUAUUAUUAUUCUUUUGUCUAUGUAAGAAAAAACAACAUACUUGAAUAAUGAACAAAUACAUACAAUUAAAGGAAAUAAAAACAAUUAAUUUACUUGAAUUUAUUAAAUCUUUAGCAAUUUUGAUUGUGUACGAAGACUAACAGAAGUGCCAGCAGUCUUAAAACUGCAUUUAUUAAAGGGUAUAUGUUUCCUAGGUCUUGCUGUACAUACUCAUUUUCUGAAAAUGGUGCAGCGUGAGGGAGGAGGGAGAGCAGCGUCAGUGCGUUUUACUAACAAACUGUCUAUAUUUGUGUAUUCUGUCCUUCAGGAUGGAUAAGCCCUCAUGUUUGUUGAUCUGCCUCCUUGUCACAUCUAUUCAGGGAAUUACAGGUCCCCCAGGUGGUUUUAAAGAAACAAAUACAUUUAACUGUGCUCUGGAUUAUUUUUCUCAUGUUCUGACAUGUAUAUUUCAUAAAAACGCACAUUCUCCUAUACUCAUUUCAACACACAUUUACACACAUGCUGUAUGAAUGAGAGUGGCUCUGUGAUUUUUGCUGCUUUGUUUUGUUUUUCAAGACUUCUGUUGCUAAAUGAUAUUGGGACUGUUUAAACUUGAAUGAAACUCACAUGUCGUAAUUUUAACGUAAGAGUUUCUUAUGCAAUUCUGGCUUUGUUUUGUUUUAAUGCAUGUGUGAUUAGUGGGGUGUAGCUGCUGUAUAGAUGUAGUGCAGGUGUGUGAGUGUAAGCCAUCCCUCACACGCUCUCUCACUCCCAAGCUAUUUUAUACUUUAUACAUUAUUCCCUGUUGAUGCUUUUUUUUUUUUUUUAUUAUUUCUCCAAUGUGCUUAUUUUGACAAAAUCUCAUUAAAUAUUACUUGGAAUGAU
Messenger RNA from Acipenser ruthenus (sterlet), 11121 nucleotides. Its product is annotated as ligand-dependent corepressor-like. Gene Ontology annotation, cellular component: nucleus. The transcript has 7 exons. Gene Ontology annotation, molecular function: DNA binding. Gene Ontology annotation, biological process: regulation of transcription by RNA polymerase II. NCBI's taxonomy places the organism in Eukaryota, Metazoa, Chordata, Actinopteri, Acipenseriformes, Acipenseridae. Bases 66 to 5006 code for a protein of 1646 amino acids. The record is from RefSeq and is a predicted model, not a curated record.